Messenger RNA from Gymnogyps californianus (California condor), 1866 nucleotides. RefSeq names its product chromodomain Y like (gene CDYL). NCBI's taxonomy places the organism in Eukaryota, Metazoa, Chordata, Aves, Accipitriformes, Cathartidae. The transcript has 8 exons. The record is from RefSeq and is a predicted model, not a curated record. Gene Ontology annotation, cellular component: nucleus. Gene Ontology annotation, molecular function: transcription corepressor activity. Bases 73 to 1752 code for a protein of 559 amino acids.
GCCACACGGACACCAACUGAAACAAAGUAUUUCCAAACCAGCACCCAACUCCACCUUGUGAGGCUCCCCAGCAUGGCUUCCGAGGAACUCUACGAGGUAGAGAGAAUUGUUGACAAGAGGAAAAACAAGAAGGGAAAAACAGAGUAUUUGGUGCGAUGGAAAGGAUACGACAGUGAAGACGAUACUUGGGAGCCAGAACAGCACCUUGUUAAUUGUGAGGAAUAUAUACAUGAAUUUAACAGACGCCACAAUGAAAAGCAGAAAGAAAGCACAUUAACCAGGACAAACAGGACCUCUCCAAAUAAUGCCAGAAAACAAAUUUCUAGAUCUACCAAUAGCUCUUUUUCAAAGACAUCUACUAAAUCUUUAGUUAUGGGUAAAGACCAUGAGUCAAAAAAUAAUCAACUCUUUUCUGCCACCCAGAAGUUCCGGAAAAACAAUUCACCAUCUCUUUCUGGAAGGAAAAAUAUGGACCUUGCAAAAUCAGGUAUUAAAAUCCUAGUGCCCAAAAGCCCAAUUAAGAGCCGGACAACAGUUGAUGGCUUCCAGAAUGAAAGCCCAGAUAAAAUGGACCAUAUAGAGCAGGAUCAAGAUGACUCUGUAGCACCAGAAGUAGCAGCAGAAAAACCAGUGGGAGCUUUAUUAGGACCUGGUGCCGAACGUGCUAGGAUGGGGAGCCGACCAAGGAUACAUCCAUUAGUGCCACAAUUGCCAGUGCCAGUAACAGCCACAAUUGCAUCAGCAUUAACAAUAAAUGGAAAAGCAUCUCCCUGUAUUCUUCCCAGUGUUCUUUACUUCCUAUUUUCUUGUACAUCCACCUUUAUGGAAGCAUUAGCAGCCAAUGGUACAACCAACAUACAGACAUCUGUAACAGGAGUGACAGCCAGCAAACGAAGGUUUAUUGAUGACAGAAGAGAUCAACCUUUUGAUAAAAGGCUACGUUUCAGCGUGAGACAAACGGAGAGUGCGUACCGGUACAGAGACAUUGUUGUCAGGAAACAAGAUGGAUUCACACACAUUUUGCUAUCAACAAAAUCAUCUGAAAAUAAUUCACUAAAUCCAGAGGUAAUGAAGGAAGUCCAAAGUGCACUGAACACAGCAGCUGCAGAUGACAGUAAACUUGUGCUGUUCAGUGCAGUUGGUAGCAUUUUCUGCUGUGGUCUUGAUUUUAUUUAUUUUAUACGACGUUUAACAGAUGAUAGAAAAAAGGAAAGCACUAAGAUGGCAGAAGCUAUUAGGAAUUUUGUGAAUACUUUUAUUCAGUUUAAGAAGCCUAUCAUUGUAGCAGUAAAUGGCCCAGCCAUUGGACUUGGAGCAUCUAUAUUGCCUCUGUGUGACGUGGUUUGGGCCAACGAGAAGGCUUGGUUUCAGACACCAUACACUACUUUUGGACAAAGUCCAGAUGGAUGUUCAUCCCUUACAUUCCCCCGGAUAAUGGGCCUGGCUUCUGCCAAUGAAAUGUUAUUCAGUGGAAGGAAGUUGACUGCGCAGGAAGCUUGUGCCAAAGGACUCGUCUCUCAAGUGUUUUGGCCGGGAACAUUCACACAAGAAGUAAUGGUUCGAAUUAAGGAACUUGUCACAUGUAAUUCAGUUGUACUUGAAGAAUCCAAAGCUUUAGUACGUAAUAUCAUGAAAGUGGAUUUGGAACAAGCAAAUGAAAAGGAGUGUGAAGUUUUGAAGAAAAUCUGGGGCUCAGCACAAGGGAUGGACUCAAUGUUAAAAUAUCUGCAGAAGAAAAUUGAUGAGUUCUGAUGAGAUGCCCAUUGACACUGGAAUUGUAUUUCUUGGACAUCAGGGCAAACAAAAUAUGCCCAUUUAAAAAAACCUAUAUAAACUCACCCCUUGCUCAGCUUGGGAACAGGAGUG